UGUUUAAUGUUAUCAUAUGGGUGGAGCUCCAGGCUGGCUCCGCCUGUUUUUGAAAAUGGCGGCCUAUUGAAUGUUAUCACAACUAGAGUGACAGUAAAAGAUGACUCGUAAGUCAGUGAAGAGUAAUGAUGGGACAUCACAGUCAGAGACUAGAGACUACAUGAGACUGAAGACACUAACUGAAGAAUUCAUCAAGAGUGGCUGUAGUGAUUAUGAUGAAGGACUGGAUGAUGUCCUUAUUGAUAUAUCAAAAACUGGAAUAGUUAGGAUGCCAUGGAAGCUAUUAAAACCUCUCAUGCUGUACAAAAUGGACAAAUGUUUAAGUGAAUCGUUUGAUUCUACUAAAACGGAACAAGAUAUGGAAAAGAAACUGAAAGAAAUGAUGGACACAUUUGAAGGUCCUCCGUUCACAGUACAAAGAUUAUGUGAGUUGUUACUGGAUCCUCUCAGACACUACAAGAGGAAGGACAGAUACAUGAGAGCUUUAGAGAAGAAUCUUUUAGUAAUCAGUACACAAGAACCAGACCUUGUAUGGAUGAAAGUACCAAAAUUAUCACAGUUAUUAGAGUUAAAGUCCAAGCCAACAAUAGAAGACACUGCAGCAGUGAUACAGCCCCCAGAGACAAUGCUGGUAGUAAAGGAACCUGCAAUGAUGAGAAGAACUCCUCCUCUUAGGGACACGCCUCCAGGUAGCCCCGCCCAAAUCCUUCAGCGACUAUCACCUCGUUCUCUGACCCCUCCCCCUGAUAUUGACCAGAGUGCAAGGAAUUUGGAUGGUUUUGUCAUGGACAGUCGACUAUCCCACGAGCCUUCAUACUUCUCUAGGAAACGUAGCUCUAGUUUCCGUAGCAACGGAAGUGGGAGUGUCAGUGGGCAAGAGGUGGAGCUUCAAGAGGCUGACUCUACAGUAUCUGAUCCUCUGAUGUCACAUGACCUCACGAAUAAGAAAACGUGUUCUGACGAAAGCGAAGAGGCGAUAAUUAUCGGAGAACUAUUAAGUCGAGUUGGUGGUACGCCUAAAGGUCAGUCUUCCAAGCCGACAGAGGAGGUUGAGAUUGAUAAAUCUAAAGAGGAGGAGGAGGAGGAAGGAGAAGGAUCACAUGAGAGUCACGUGACUGUAGGGUCAACCCCUCCAACUGAAACAGAUGAAGGUCAGACUAGUCAUUCGGUGGCUGAAGAAAUGGAAGUUAACUAAUGAUCAAUCACUCUCUCUCACUCUUUAGACUUUUUACU
Messenger RNA from Amphimedon queenslandica, 1233 nucleotides. Its product is annotated as serine/threonine-protein phosphatase 4 regulatory subunit 2-B-like. The transcript has 8 exons. NCBI's taxonomy places the organism in Eukaryota, Metazoa, Porifera, Demospongiae, Haplosclerida, Niphatidae. The record is from RefSeq and is a predicted model, not a curated record. Gene Ontology annotation, molecular function: protein phosphatase regulator activity. Gene Ontology annotation, cellular component: nucleus; protein phosphatase 4 complex; cytoplasm. The coding region runs from base 101 to 1195 and encodes 364 amino acids.